UUUUCAAACCUGUUGGGGUCAGUGUACAAGAAAGGAAAUCUCUUAUUUACGCCAGAUGGGAACUCUGUUGUAAGUCCAGUAGGAAACAAGAUAACCAUUCAUGAUUUAAAAAAUAACAAAUCAUCAACACUGCCAGUAGAAAGCAGUUACAACUUCACGUGUCUGGACUUGUCACCUAAUGGCUACAAUCUCAUUGCCAUCAACGAACAAGGAGAUGCCUACCUGAUCAGUCUACUCAGUCGGAGUGUCGUGCACCGGUACAAGUUCAAUCAUGCUGUCACAUGUGUCAAGUUCAGCAUUGACGGCAGCCGGUUCGCUGUCUGCAAACAGAACAACGUGUUCAUAUUCAAGGCACCUGGCCAGUUCGGGGGCAAGUUCAAUCAGUUUGUGAUGGAGAGAGUCUAUCACAAUGCCUUUGAUGAUACUACAUGUGUGGAUUGGGCCUCUGACUCCAGGGUACUGGCUGUGGGCUGUAAGGACACUUCAACACGGCUCUAUUGCCUUGACAGAAUGGCCAACUUCCGUCCCAUCACUCUAGGUUCUCAGAAUGACGUUAUAGUUGCAGUUUUCUUUGAGAAUAACUCUCUCGAUGUCACCACAGUAGCAAGGAACGGGCGAGUGUGCGUGUGGGAGUGCAGCCUGGAACUGGGCGACCUGACACCAGAAGAAGAUGUCGAGCCUGCAGAUAAGAGGCGGCGGCCUCAGCAGCCUGACAACGAAGAUGAUGAUGUAGAUCUCAGUCGUGGCGAGGAGCGCACAGACGCUCUCACCAGCGAUCAGCCAGACAAAGAAGUUGAGGACAAGGAAGAACAAACAAAAAUAUCGUACAAGCUGCUAGCACGCCACUACCUAUGCGACCUGGUGUCUGGGCCGCGCAUUACGCUGACUGCUGCUGCGUACCACAAGGAGUCUCACAUCCUGGUCACAGGUUUCAGUAACGGCACCUUUCUGCUACACGAACUGCCAGAGGUCAACCUCAUACAUUCUCUCAGUAUAUCGGAGCACCCGAUCACAUCGCUGGCUCUGAACAACACUGGGGACUGGGUGGCCGUGGGGUCCAGUGCUCUGGGCCAGUUGCUGGUGUGGGAGUGGCAGAGUGAGAGCUAUGUGAUGAAGCAGCAGGGCCACUCACAGGCCAUGACAUGUCUGGCGUACUCCCCUGAUUCACAGUUCAUUGUUACGGGAGGAGAGGACGGCAAGGUUAAGCUGUGGAACAUGCAGUCUGGUUUCUGUUUUGUUACGUUCCACGAACACACUUCCAGUGUAACAGCUGUUACAUUCGCCAAUAACCGCAAGUUUCUUGUCUCAGCGUCCCUUGACGGCACAGUCCGAGCCUUCGAUAUGACCAGGUAUCGGAACUUUCGCACACUGACUUCACCCCGCCCCGUCCAGUUCUGUAGUCUGGCCCUCGACUAUGUGGGGGAGUUUGUGGCAGCAGGAGGACAGGACGUGUUUGACAUCUACCUCUGGUCCAUGAAGCUUGGACGUUUGGUUGAGGUGUUAAGUGGGCACGAGGGCCCUGUGGUCAGCUUGGUGUUCAACCCCUCUGCGGCCAGCACCGCCCUAGCCUCUGUCAGCUGGGACAAGACCUUGCGACUGUGGAACGCUGUAGAGUCCGGUAGUCACUAUGAGUCCAUCCUGCUUAAUUCUGACGCAACCUGUGUGGCCUACAAACCAGAUGGGAAGCAGGUCGCGGUGGCCACACUGGAUGGUCGGAUCUCCAUGUUCGAUGUGCAGACAGCUGAUCAGGUUGGGAGCAUUGAGGGUCGCAACGACCUCGGCAGUGGGCGCUCAGAUACUGAUCUCAUCACUUCUAAGAAAACCCUGGCUGGCAAAGCCUUCACCAGCAUCUGCUACUCAGCCGAUGGGCUGUACAUCCUGGCCGGAGGUCAGAGCAAGAAUGUCUGCAUCUACAAUGCAACCGAGGCUAUUCUAGUAAAGAAGAUGGAGAUAACACAGAACCACUCUUUUGACGCAAUGGAGGACAUAAUAGACCGAAGGAAGAUGACGGAAUGGGGUAAUGCAAGUCUGAUAGAGCAAAGAGAAGAACUGGAGGGAGGCAAUGUAGCCUUGAGACUGCCGGGAGUCAGGAAGGGAGACAUGGCCGCUCGUGCACUGAAACCUGAAGUACGAGUGUACAGUGUUCGGUUCUCCCCCACAG
Molecule: messenger RNA, 2161 nt
Organism: Homalodisca vitripennis (glassy-winged sharpshooter)
Lineage: Eukaryota; Metazoa; Arthropoda; Insecta; Hemiptera; Cicadellidae
Product: periodic tryptophan protein 2 homolog
Biological process (GO): ribosomal small subunit assembly; maturation of SSU-rRNA from tricistronic rRNA transcript (SSU-rRNA, 5.8S rRNA, LSU-rRNA)
Cellular component (GO): Pwp2p-containing subcomplex of 90S preribosome; small-subunit processome
Molecular function (GO): protein binding
Source: RefSeq, a predicted model, not a curated record